Acanthoscelides obtectus is the source of this 9117-nucleotide messenger RNA. The record is from the annotation of a GenBank genome assembly. NCBI's taxonomy places the organism in Eukaryota, Metazoa, Arthropoda, Insecta, Coleoptera, Chrysomelidae.
GCUAAAGCUUUAGGCGCCAACGCCAAGCUGUUGGGGUGUUCGACUGUUUGAGUUAAUGGCGUAGCAGUUUCUUUAAUUUAUUCCUGAUUAAUCACUUAUGGACAAGCUGUUAAUAUACGGUCAAUUAAAACAGAGCGGUGUUAGGAUAUUUUCCGGCAGUGUCUAGGCCUGCUUUUUUCCUUCCCUUUCCUCUAAAACCUGCAGGAGCACCUGGUGGCAGGGUUUCAACGUUAGGCAACACUGCAUACAAUGCAAUCAGCUAAACAACAUCAUAGCCGGUAAAUUUUUCGUUUCACAAAAAACAUAUAUCAUAAAUGGAAUGAUAUAAAUACAGUUGUGCCUGAUAAGUACUAAUAGGAGAAAUAUGAGUGGGGCAGUCUACGGAGGCGAUGAAGUUGGUGCUUUGGUCUUUGAUAUUGGGCAUAAUACUGUCAGAGCAGGAUAUGCAGGGGAAGACAGCCCUAAGGUCGACAUACCAACAACAAUUGGCGCUUGGUUGAAUGCUGAUGAUGACAUAUCCCUGACCCAUUAUAACAUUGGCUUACUUGCGAUACAUGUUUGGAGAUCUGACAUGGAACUGGUAUCCUUUCUGAAGGAUGGGAUGGUAGAGAAUUGGGAUAUAUUUGAGAACUAUAUGGACUAUAUAUAUAAUACUGCACUGAAAGCAGUACCCAAAGAUCACCCAAUACUUUUGACUGAACCGCCAUGGGUGACUGUGCCUAAACGAGAAGAGAUGGCUGAACUGAUGUUUGAAAAAUACAACGUACCAGCUGUUUAUUUGGCAAAAAAUGCUAGUUUGGCUGCUUUUGCAAAUGGUAGACCUACUUGCUUGGUUGUGGACAGUGGGGCUACCCAUACCUCUGCAGUACCAGUUCAUGAUGGGCUACGUGUUGACCCAGGCGGUGGUGAAAUCUCCCGUUGGAGGCGACUAUCUGAGUACCCAGUGCAAAAAUUAUAUAACUGAAAGAGGCAUUGAUAUUGUACUUCCUAGCAUGGUCGCGUCUAAGGAAGUUGUCAAAGCCGAUGAAGCUCCAGUUUGGAAGAGGCGAAAUAUACCAUACAACUUGACAGACAGCUGGUAUAACUACAUGGUUAAGGAAGUGAUGCAGGAUUUCCAAGCUUCAGUGCUGCAGGUGUGUGAUUCUUCGUAUGAUGAGGAGGUGGUGAAGUCCAUGCCAGCCAUUCACUAUGAGUUUUCAAACGGAUUCCACCGGGAUUUCGGCGUGGAGAGGUUCAAAAUUCCCGAACCUCUGUUCAACCCUACGGCUGGUGCAAAAGCUGGCAUCCAACCUAUACUGGGUGUUGGAUCGUUGGUCACUACUAGCGUAGGGAUGUGUGAUAUAGAUAUCAGACCGGCAAUGUAUGGCAGUGUCGUUGUAACAGGUGGAAACUCGAGUCUGCAGGGUUUCACCGAAAGACUUAACCGAGAUUUAGCUGCUAAAACACCCCCAAGCAUGAGACUGAAAAUAAUAAGUGCCCCCGGAUCUUCAGAGAGAAGGUUCGGAGCGUGGACUGGCGGAUCUAUCCUCAGCUCAUUGGGUUCCUUUCAACAACUUUGGGUUUCCAAACAAGAGUAUGAGGAAACCGGUAAGGUUAUAGUACAGUCUAAGUGUCUAUAAGCAGUAAUUAGCGUAUUCUUUGAGAAAAUGCCCAACUCUAGGCUGUAUUUGCAGCAGUUGAAUCGGUCAGUGCAAAAGCCUCGUCCUUUUAUUUGAGUUUUCCGGGAGAUAAACAAACCAAAAUAUUGUUGAAAUUAUAUAUUUAAUUAUUUAUUUAUAGGCUAUUUUCAAAAUGCAAGAAAAAAAAGCAAAAAUAACUCAAACUUCGUUUUUGACGUUUCCGACGCUCCUGUUAAUUUUUUGAAAAAAAAAAUUAUAAGAGCUCAAAAUUGAGAAUUGGUGGCUGUAUGGGGUUGGGGGGUUGUAAAUGUUACGUCAAAGACGUUCCAUCAUUAAGAAGCAACCAGAAAAUUAAACUGGGUAUUGGGAGUACGUACCACUUUGGCGUUCUGUGAUACUUUUGUAAAUAAUGACUUAAUUGUUUUUAUAUCUACACACAUCUUUUUCUGAAUUUUAUGAUCCCUAAAUGUACCCCCUAUUUCGUCUAACCUUCAAGUCGUCUUACUCAGUAUAUGAUGGUUCCCAGGCUUAUCAAGUAGAUUAACUCGGUACUUAUUACGCAUUGAUAUACAGCAGACAAGUAUAGAGUCAAUCUACUUGACGCUAUUUGUCUACGUUUAAGGAAUUUGCUUUUAUUUUUUUCCUUGAAAACGAAGUAAGAUAUGGAGUGAUACCAAGAGACAUAAAAGUUGUAUCAUUAGUUGCUUAAUCCGAAAAAAAAACAUUGUUUUAAAAAGUCAGUGGCGUACAUUUUUUUGGCAAUAUUGUUCGUGAAACUGCCACUAGAAUUCUUUAUCAUUUUCCAAUUUUUUCUACCCGUGUUUUCACCCCUUUCACUCCUUUUGGUAAAAACAUGAAGAAGCUGUAACUUUUUAGUUCUGUCACAAUUGGAGAUUACUUUUAUAGAUGUUAGAAAUUAACGCUUGUCAGGAUUAGACAUUCAGAAUCACCCCUGCUGCUGUUACCUGUUUUUCACAGGUUUUAAGAGUAGUUACGGAUGACCAAACUGAACGUGAAUUAAAUCCGGAAAAAUUAUGGAGAACUUAUGAUUCGGAAAAGCAUCGAACUUUGAUCGAAAACUCCAGCCAUUAAAUUUUGGGGUAACUUGAACGUUUUCAAAAAAUAAAAAGUAAUGCCUCUUGAUUUUUCAUAACGAUUCAUUUUGAGGUUUGGGGAAACCUUUUUAGGUUUAUUCUCGAGGUUCUUGGGGUUAUUCUUUGACUUUCACCAUUGAGAUCUUGGAAACGGUGAUACUAAAUGUACUCAUCGAUUUCGUCUAACCUUCAAGUUGUCUUACUCAGUAUAUGAUUUUUCCCAGGCUUAUCAAGUAGAUUAACUCGGUACUUAUUACGCAUUGAUAUACAGCAGACACAGACUGACAAAUCGACGUAAAUGAGAAACACCAAGUGGUGAUGCAGAUAUCUUUAAGCAACAGAAGACUUGCGAUAUGUAGAUGUUGAACAUUUAUAGUACCUAAGUGAACCUACCUAGUUUCGAUUCUAUUCCGCCUUUUGAAAUGACUUGACUCAUUACUUUGCUUUGAAACCUCCAACGAAGGCGUAUAAGUAUAGAGUCAAUCUACUUGACGCUAUUUUUCUACGUGUAAGGAAUUUGCUUUUAUUUUUUUCCUUGAAAACGAAGUAAGAUAUGGAGUGAUACCAAGGGACAUAAAAGUUGUAUCAUUAGCUGCUUAAUCCGAAAAAAAAACAUCGUUUUAAAAAGUCAGUGGCGUACAUUUUUUUGGCAAUAUUGUUCGUGAAACUGCCCCUCGAGGCGCCACUGGAAUUCCUUAUCAUUUUCCAUUUGUUUUUACCUGUGUUUUCACCCCUUUCACUCCUUUUGGUAAGAACAUGAAGAAGCUGUAACUUUUUAGUUCUGUCACAAUUGGAAAUUACUUUUAUAGAUGUUAGAAAUUAACGCUUAAUUAUGGGGAACUUAAGAUUCGGAAAAGAGUCGAACUUUGAUCGGAAACUCCAGCCAUUAAAUUUUGGGGUAACUUGAACGUUUUCAAAAAAUAAAAAGUAAUGCCUCUUGAUUUUUCAUAACGAUUCAUUUUGAGGUUUGGGGAAACCUUUUUAGGUUUAUUCUCGAGGUUCUUGGGGUUAUUCUUUGACUUUCACCAUUGAGAUCUUGGAAACGGUGAUACUAAAUGUACUCACCGAUUUCGUCUAACCUUCAAGUUGUUUUACUCAGUAUAUGAUGGUUCCCAGGCUUAUCAAGUAGAUUAACUCGGUACUUAUUACGCAGACACAGACUGACAAAUCGACGUAAAUCUUGCAACAUUUUUUACUGAGAGGAGGGGGGUACGUAAAUAAAUUCUUUUACAGUGCUUUUCAAAAAGGUUCCUCCCUUUCUACUUAUUUUUUUUAAUUUACCGAGCUGAAAUUCAAUUCAACAACGAUUGAAAAUCUUGCAACAUUUUUUCCUGGGAUGGGGGGGUCACGUGAUAUCUAAUUUUGAAGCUUCUUUUCAAUACUUUAUAGCCUAAAAUAUGAAUUCACUGUCUUUCAAAGUUAGGGGCUAGCGGAAUCGUUUAUAACAAAAGAAUAAUCAAAAUUCUUUUUGGAAUUCCCGUUAAAUUUAUUCUAAAUAAAUUCUGUGGUUGUGAUAUUGCUAGACUUGACAUCAGCAUUAAUUAUAUAUUCAUGUCGCAUAACUAAGGCAGGCAACAGGUGACAAUGCGAUUAUACUUUUUACAAAGAGCAAAAGAGGUGGGUAAAGAUCGAAGAACAGUCUCGAUUGAGGCCGCUUUGUUAUACCUAUAUUAAAUUUAAUAUCGUACAUCCUUGUAUCCCCCUAGAGCCCCACGGUAUCCCAUGGGUGUUUAAGCCUUAGGCCUUCGUGGUCCUUGGAGCAUACAAAAAAAACAAGCGAUGUUGUCUCUCGCCUACCAGUUAAUUUACGUGCAAUAGUAUACUUUUUUUCGUCAGUAUUACUUUAUAUUUAAUCUACGCUUGCUUUUACGUGAUUUAUUAGGCCUGGCUACACUUAAUUUUAGGAGGGUGAUUGAAGCCUUGCUAACUAGUCAAAAAGAUGAACUUUAAAUGUUCCCCGACCAAUAUGAUUGGCGUUCCUUUCGCAGUGCUUCCAUCAUUUCUACAAGUGCUUUCAAUUUUGAAAUUUAGAUUUUUAUCGCACACGCGAUUCAUACGAUCUUGGAGGUUGGUUGAAUUUCCUAAACAUUUGUCAUCUGGUUCACCUUUUUGCUGUGAUGGGUACAGAGCACUAUAGCCUAAUCAUAUUAGACGAAAAUUCCCAUGCGAAAUAAUAGUAAAGUUUGGUUUUAUUGAUGCAAGUCGUUCAAGGGGGUAUUUAAAACAUGGACGCUUAAAAUGGGUUUUUGGGGAUUCAAGCGAAAGUGUUGGCAGGCAUGAAAAAACUCUUCAUAUAAGAUUUUUAGGUAUUUAUGAUUCCUACAAAAUUAUACCACACGUAAAAAGAUCCGACUAAUAGCAAAAAAGUUAUGGCCGAAAACCGAGGCAAGCUGCAGGUACUUGUAAUGCAGAUGUCUGAAAUUCUUCAAAUUCGUUCUUCUAAAUAACCACAACAAAAUUGGAGUAGAUUGGUCAAGCAGUUUUUGAGAUAAACAAUUAGAAAUUCUCAAAAAUUACUUGACCAAAAUACUCCAAUUUAUUAUUAAAUUAUCGUCGCAUUACCGAGUGCCAAAACCUGCAUUUUGCUUCGUUUUUCCGUUAUAACAUUUUUGCUAUUAUUAGGAUCCUUUUAUGUAUGGUCCCAUUUUGUAGGUCUCAUAAAUAUCUAAACAUCUUAUUUAUAUUUUUUUGUUCCUGUCAACACUUUCGGUUGAAUCCCAAACAACACAUUUUCUCAUUCUUUGUUGUCGAAAAAAAAGUUUUGCCACAAAAGUUGGUGUGCCCAUUUUAAGCGUCCAUGUUUUAAAUACCGCCGUGAACAACUUUAAAUUUGCUAAUAUGAUUAGACUACUACUUUUUGGUUAACAGGACAGUUUCCGUUGUCUGUCUCCAAUGAAGAUAGUACCGAUUAUUGCUAAAAAGCAUGAAACAAGACCGUAUGGUCACUGAGACGGAAAACAAGCCGAUUCUAGGAUGAGAAUUAUGUCAAAAACCCUACUUUUAGUUUGGUCUUGAAAAAUGGAUAAUGUGGUAUACUUUAGAGAUUCGGCUAGUCCUCAAAAUAUCAUGAAUCGCGUGCGUGAUUCUUUGUUUUGACCAUGGAACAAAACAGUCUAAAAUUCUAUUAUUUUUAACGAAAUUUCACGACUGAAGCCUUCAGUUACUUUGCACAUUCGUUUAUUGUUGUAAAAUAUCGACAUUUCUGUUUUUGUAUAUUUAUACAGGGUAUUUACUUUCUGUGUUAUGCGUGGCUUUAAUUGUAUGUGAAUAAUACAGGUCAAGUUUUUGGCGUGGGCUCUGUUAUAUUUUGCGUAUAGUAUCAAAAAAGAGAAUUACAAAUAUUGUAGCCAACGGUAUGCUCUUUACUUGGAAAAUAUUUUUAUCUCUACAGGAUGAUUCAUAGCUAUGCUGUGACCCAAGCAUGCAAUCUUUUUUCAUUGCAGUUUUGAAUACACCCAUUCAAACGAAGCAAUUGGAGAUAACAUACUAUGGGAUCCUAUUUCCAAAUUGUUGGGAUAUUUGAUGAUCUAUCGAAUAAAAUACUGAACUUGGAGAACUCGCUCCUCCGCUAGAUGACUGAUUUUUUCGUUAAUAAAUUUUAUGAUCCCAUAUUUUCUCCCUAUUUUCUUACUUUUUCAGUUUUUUUUUGAUAGUUUAUACCGGGUAAAGAACGCAAAAUGAACGAUUUCUCGAUAUUUUUAAAUAAACACCCUGUAGAUUAUCGUGCUUCUUGAUUUCUCUUUUCAUAAGCUUUUUUCUGAUAUCAGGGUUUGUAUGACUGGAUUUUGAGUUGCAAAAAUAUGACUCCCUUUGACUUUUCGAUUUAUAAGGCUAGGUGGAUUUAAUUUAUAAUGAAAAUACAGAAAUUCUGAUGAUCUGCCGUCACCAACUGAAUGCUAUUUUUUAGUUUGAAAGUUAUUGCACUACAGGGUGUCCGCAAAGUUGGGGUUUUCCUUUUUAGAAACAACUACCCUUGAAAUAACAAAGGUAAUGUGUAGUGAAACGAGGGCGACCAAGUAAAAAAAAAAUAAAGGAAAAAGUACUCACUGUCCAGUUGACGAGAAGGGCUAAGUACGUCUCUGCCCGAAAUCAUACCGCUCCAACAGAAAAUGAAAUCAGCUGAUGCGCUACCGAGCAGACGCAGAAACCACAUUGAUUGUCUUACACUUAAUGGCACAUCUUCUAACAAGGAAGGCAAAAUGUUGCGUAAAAGUCUUUUUGAUGUUGCAGAGCCCUUUAUCUCGGUUCCCUUAAGACAUUGGUGUAUAUGGUACUACGAAAAAUUGCUUAUGUUUUCAAGAUCUACACGUCGUGUAAAGGAAAACCCCAACUUUGCGGACACCCUGUAUUGUCCGUUCGCCUUGAUGUCUGAUUUACAAACAGGUUAGUUUUAACCUAGAAACCGGUCAUACAAAAUACCAAAAACCAUAUGUCAAUAAAAAGCGUGUGGAACGGGGGGAAUGAAGGAGUGUGAAAAUACACAGGGUGUUCCAUUUAAAAUUCUUGAGAAAUCGUUCACUUUGCGUUUUUGAACACUGUAUACACCAAUAAAAAAACUGAAAAAGUAAGUGGAUAGGAACAAAAUAUAGCAUCAUUAAAUUAAAAAAAUUAAAUGCAAUUUUUUUGUCAUCGCAGAGAUGUUAAUCACCUAGAAUAGAAAUAUUUUCCAAGUCAGGAGCAUACUGUUGGCUACAAUUUUUGUGAUCAACUCUUUUAUGAGUGGUAGGUACCCUUUGCUUGUCCAUAGAGUGGCAACAGAAAAAAUACGCUAAAAAAGAUGAAAUCUACAGACAAAGAAGCUACAGAAACAAUGCAACGCGAUUUAAUGUAACACCUGAAACUUAUUGACGACACAAAGUGCCAUCUAUUACCAGAAUCGACUACUGCUAGAACUGCAUCCUAGCAAGCGUUCAUCUCUCGGACUCCAAACGGCCAACGGUGGACAGCUGUUUCGUGCUUUUUGGCAACUCAUCAGCGUGGUCUAGGACAAAGCAAAGCCGAGUAACUUAUCCGGUGCUUUCGUGGAUAAGUUCCAGGUGUUACAUUAUAUGUAUACAGGGUGAUUCGUAAAUCGUGACCAAGAAUGAAACAUACACAGGACCGCAUUUAAAGGGGGUCUUCUAUGUAACAUUUUUUUCCUCGAGGACUUCGCCCAGCGCAAAUAGUUUUACUGCGACGAUAAAAUCACGAGCAAAAAAGUUUUUGCGUCGUAAAAUUUACGAUGGUCAGUAUUCCAGCGUCAAAAAGAUACGGGGUGUUGAAGUUUAAAAAUAAAAAAACAUUUUUUUUUAAUAUCUUCAAAACCGUCAACUGGCAUAAACUAAAUUUUUUUAGGUGGAUUUACCUAAGUAUUAUCCACGUUUAAAAGUCUUCACUUGAAAUUAACUUGCACCAGUGGCGAAGAUACUGUUGAUAAGUGGCAUUAUUGUUCCAAAUGAAAAAAGUACGCCUCUGUUUUUUUUUGCGCAAUUUUUCAAUUUGCUACAAAUAGUUACUCUUGUGUUUUUUCCUAGAGUGCAUUGUUUUCGUAAUAAUAAAAAAAACAAAUUAGUAAAAGCCUUUGGGGUAGGUUGACGUCUGUUAGGAAAUCUACGUUGUUACUUAUGAGAAGCCUCUAAAGCAUUUCCAUUACAGAACACGUACACAAAAAUAAUAUCGGCGACAUUGCUAAAUUUCCAUUUCACACCAAAAAAUGGAAAAAAUAAACUUUUGACUUGACUUUUAUAAAAAAAAGGUAGUGGUAACGAUGACAACCGUAUAACACAGGACAAAACAUCUCCCAAGAAACGUCAAGUUGGUAUCAAGGCCUCCUUUUUUUAUUGUGAAACUAAUUGUAUCUUGGCUCUUCAUGGAUGAUCUAAUUUGUUUUAAUUGUAUUUUUACGAAAACAGUGCACUUUAGGAAACAAACAAAAGAGUAAUUAUUUGUAGCAAAUUGGAGCUAAAAUUCGAAAAGUUGCGCUUUUCCGAACAAAAAAAAAACAGUGGCGUACUAUUUUUAUUUGGAAAAAUAAUGCCACUAACCCCUGUAUCUCCGCCACUGGUGCAUGUGAAUUUCAAGUAAAGACUUUUGAAUGUGGACAAUACUUAGAAAAAAUCCACGUACCAGAUUUUGAUUCCAGUUGACGGUUUUGAAGAUAUUGUGUAUGAUGUUUUAUUUUUGGUCACGACUUGUGAAUCACCCUGUAUAUAUACAUGUUGUCUCAAAAAUUAUGGAACGUAUUUCUUUGCAGCAUCUGAAUGAGUUUUAUAAAUUUUGGGACAUGCGAUAUGUUUUCGUAAUCUUAGAAUAUUGAUUGCCACUAUUUCUUGAAGUAAAUAUCCGGUAUUUUUAGAUACUCGUUUAAAAUUGAUGUUCCUAUUAGUGUUCGGUUUGUUGAUUACAUUUCAACUGUUCAAAAGGCU